AUGGAAGUUGCCGGUUUCGAGGAACGAGGGAAGGAAGGGACGUGGUGGGCGCGCACCACGGUUUGGGUUAGAUUCGUCGUGGAUGUUUUCCCCAUCCGCACGACAGCGAGGCGACGUGCCUCGUCUCAACUCGGCUCAACAAAGCUGCGCGCCUUCCUUUGCUGGCACACGCCGCCCAAGUCACGGGGUUUGCAUCCCGUCCAUGUCCUUGUCCUUGCUUGCCAGCGCCUCGGGACCUGCCCGGACUCGACCAUUCCCAAUGCCAUUCCUCGUGCCAUUGCCAUUGCCAUUGCCUUUACCUUUGCCAUUGCCAUGGGCGGUGGCCCGGGUCGGGCAAGUGGAAUGGCACAUCACUUCCUGGCAUUCUCUGUCUCGUUUCUCGUGUGA
Messenger RNA from Colletotrichum spaethianum, 387 nucleotides. RefSeq lists its product as uncharacterized. Lineage: Eukaryota; Fungi; Ascomycota; Sordariomycetes; Glomerellales; Glomerellaceae. The coding region runs from base 1 to 387 and encodes 128 amino acids. The record is from RefSeq and is a predicted model, not a curated record. The transcript is spliced from 2 exons.